This is a messenger RNA of Triticum dicoccoides, 2333 nucleotides long. Its product is annotated as aminopeptidase P1-like. The coding region runs from base 89 to 2113 and encodes 674 amino acids. The transcript has 17 exons. NCBI's taxonomy places the organism in Eukaryota, Viridiplantae, Streptophyta, Magnoliopsida, Poales, Poaceae. Gene Ontology annotation, molecular function: metalloaminopeptidase activity. The record is from RefSeq and is a predicted model, not a curated record.
CAAUUUCCUCCGCGAACUCAUCGCAUCCUGAGCGAGCAAACCCCCACACCCUCCCCCCCGGGACCACGUGACGGAGAAGUUGAGGAUAAUGACGUCGUCGUCGGCGGCGAGGAACCAGCACCUGGAUGAGCUCCGCGCUCUCAUGGCGUCGCACUCGCCGCCGAUCCACGCGCUCCUCAUCCCCUCCGAGGAUGCUCACCAGAGCGAGUACGUGUCGGAGCGGGACAAGCGGCGGCAAUUCAUCUCCGGGUUCACUGGGAGCGCUGGGUUGGCCCUUAUCACUACAAAGGAGGCGUUAUUAUGGACGGAUGGACGAUACUUCUUGCAGGCCACAAAUCAACUUAGCGAUCGGUGGAGACUCAUGCGCAUGGGAGAAGACCCACCAGUCGAAGUCUGGAUAGCUGAUAAUCUCUCGGAUGAAGCGGUUAUUGGAAUUGAUUCAUGGUGCAUCUCUGUGGAUUCUGCUCAGAGAUAUGAGCAAGCAUUUUUAAAGAAGAAUCAGACGUUGUUUCAGCUUUCCUCUGACCUCGUCGAUGAAGUUUGGAAAGAUCGUCCUCCGAAUGAUGCUACACCUGUAAUUGUGCACCCUGUAGAAUUUGCUGGGCGUAGUGUAGCACAAAAGAUGAAGGAGUUAAGAGAAAAGUUACAACAUGAAAAGGCUAGUGGCAUUAUAAUUACUGCCCUUGAUGAGGUUGCUUGGUUGUACAAUGUUCGGGGAAAUGAUGUGCAUUACAGCCCAGUGGUUCAUUCUUAUGCUAUUGUAACCCUGCAUGGUGCCUUCUUUUAUGUGGAUAAGAGAAAAGUAACAACUGAGGUUAAAAAUUACAUGUCUGAAAGUGGUAUUGAUAUCAGAGAGUAUGAUAUGGUUCAGCUGGAUGUGAGCUUGCUUGCAUCUGGACAGCUAAAAGGCUCUGCAGUUAAUGGUAGCUUGCACAUGGAAAAGGAUAUCAACGCGGCGGAACAUUCCAAAAUCUGGAUUGAUUCAAAUUCGUGUUGCCUUGCACUCUACUCAAAGCUUAGACCAGAUCAAGCUUUGAUGCUGCAAUCGCCCAUUGCUCUACCAAAGGCUGUCAAGAAUCCCAUGGAGCUGACUGGUUUGAGGAAGGCACACAUUCGAGAUGGCGCAGCUGUUGUGCAAUACCUGGCUUGGCUGGAUAAUCAGAUGCAAGAGAACUAUGGGGCCUCUGGUUACUUCAGUGAGGCCAAUGGGUCACAGAAAAAAGAGCAUUUGCACAUCCCUUGUAGUUCCAAGUUUCAACUAUCAGACGGAAUUUUCUAUUUGCAUCUUAUUUUUCAGGAAAUAAAACUUACUGAGGUUUCUGUCAGUGAUAAACUCGAAGCCUUCCGUGCAGAGAAAGAGCAUUUUAAAGGUUUAAGUUUUCCUACGAUAUCAUCUGUGGGGCCAAAUGCAGCAAUAAUUCACUAUUCUCCUGAGGCAAAUACAUGUGCGGAACUUGAUGCUGAUAAAAUAUAUCUCUGUGACUCUGGGGCACAGUACCUGGAUGGCACUACAGACAUUACAAGAACUGUACAUUUUGGUAAACCCUCAGAGCAUCAGAAAUUGUGCUACACUGCUGUCUUGAAAGGCCACAUUGCCCUAGAUGCUGCUGUGUUCCCUAAUGGGACCACAGCAUUGCUUGUAGGUCAUGCUCUUGACAUACUGGCAAGAACCCCACUGUGGAAAAGUGGUCUUGACUAUCGGCAUGGCACAGGCCAUGGAAUCGGAUCUUAUUUGAAUGUCCAUGAAGGCCCUCAUCUAAUUAGCUUCAGACCUUCUGCUCGCAAUGUACCACUGCAAGCAUCAAUGACUGUAACAGAUGAGCCUGGUUACUACGAAGAUGGAAACUUUGGUAUAAGGUUGGAGAAUGUUCUUAUAGUCAAAGAGGCUGAUACUAAAUUUAAUUUUGGGGAGAAGGGUUAUUUGUCAUUUGAACAUAUAACAUGGGCUCCAUACCAGACUAAACUUAUAAACACUGCCUUGUUGACCCCUGCGGAGAUCGAAUGGGUAAACUUGUACCACUCCGAGUGCCAGAAAAUCUUGGAGUCUUACCUAAAUGUUCAGGAGAAGGAAUGGCUGAGGAAGGCCACCGAACCUAUAACUGCGAGCAGUUAAGCCAGCCACUUCAUGGUUACUGCUGUUGUGCGCCAAACGUAGAUAGAUGGCUACCCGAAUAUUUAAUCAACUUUAAUAAGUGUGAAUAGCACCAAGUGAGCACCCGUAUUCUUUAUGUAUUUCGUGUCGCCUAGCUUGAGGCCGGAAAUAAGAAUACAGAGAUACUGAAUGAAUACUGAAUUGUUACUUUGCUUGAAGACGAGUUGACUGGUUCUUGUUA